GAUUACAGGUGUGAGCCACCGUGCCUGGUCCAAUUGCAUUUUCAGAGUAAUUUUAAAUUGGUGGUUGAAACCUUUGAGGACAGUGAAUGUUCAAAACGGGUAAUAUGUUUCCCUUUCUUACCAUUUUAGCGUCUGCUUCUGCGCUUUGCCUGGGAGAGGCCCUGGUGGCCUCGUUCCUGGCGCCUGGAGUCCCUGCUGCGGCCCCACCCCCAGGCGGUCCCGGUGACCCAUGCUGCCCAGCCUGAAGGUAAAAUCGUUCCUGGCGGUGGCUUCGGCAUGUCGUCCACGGUGAAAACCCCGGCGCUGGAAGAGCUCGCUCCUGGCUCUGAGGAGAAGCCUAAAGGCAAGUCGCCUCUCAGCUGGGGCUCUCUGUUUGGUCACCGAAGUGAGAAGAUUGUUUUUGCCAAGAGCGACGGUGGCGUGGAUGAGAACGUACUGACUGUCACCAUCACGGAGACCACGGUCAUCGAGUCAGACUUGGGUGUGUGGAGCUCACGGGCGCUGCUCUACCUCACGCUGUGGUUCUUCUUCAGUUUCUGCACACUCUUCCUCAACAAGUACAUCCUGUCCCUGCUGGGAGGCGAGCCCAGCAUGCUAGGUAGGUGGCGGCUCGCGUGGGGUGGAAACCAGCUGCCCGGGAGGGUGUGGGGAGCCCGGGUCAGGAUGGGAACCCGGGGUGGAGCCCGCUGCAGGUGCGGGGUCAGGAUGGGAGCCCGGGUCAGGAUGGGAACCCGGG
Cercocebus atys (sooty mangabey) is the source of this 736-nucleotide messenger RNA. Its product is annotated as solute carrier family 35 member E2-like. Lineage: Eukaryota; Metazoa; Chordata; Mammalia; Primates; Cercopithecidae. The transcript has a single exon. The annotation marks the transcript as partial. The record is from RefSeq and is a predicted model, not a curated record.